Messenger RNA from Lathyrus oleraceus (garden pea), 2190 nucleotides. RefSeq lists its product as uncharacterized. The transcript is spliced from 8 exons. Gene Ontology annotation, biological process: mitochondrion organization. The record is from RefSeq and is a predicted model, not a curated record. Gene Ontology annotation, cellular component: mitochondrion. NCBI's taxonomy places the organism in Eukaryota, Viridiplantae, Streptophyta, Magnoliopsida, Fabales, Fabaceae. Gene Ontology annotation, molecular function: ATP hydrolysis activity; ATP binding; zinc ion binding. The coding region runs from base 108 to 1946 and encodes 612 amino acids.
UUCGGGUCAAGUCGGAGCUCCGAAAAGAGUACCCAUUUCGUGUUCCGAACCCUACCAAAACCCUUCUCUGAGAAUAAACCAUCAUCUUCGACAAAAGCUUAACUUCAAUGGCGAAAUCAUAUGCAGCCGGUUUAUUCUCGGCCAUAACCGCCACCACAGCCACUGCCGCAGCUCGCUCAUCUCAAACUACUUUCUCCGAUGGCGUCAUUCCUUCUUCUUCAAAUGCUUCCGAACCAUCUCCCAAAGUUCAAAACAAUCAUCCAAGGACUACAUCUUCUGGAUUUGAUCAUGAAGCUCUCGUGAGAGGUGUUAAAGCUCUCAAGGAAAUUGCUGCUUCACCGAAUCCCAAAAAGAUAUUUGAAAUAUUGAUGAAACAAGAGGAGACUAAGCAAGCUGAAUUUAGGUCUAAGGUUGCUGAGUUUCAUCAAAUGAAAGCACAACAAGAGACUGAAAAACAAAGGAUUAUAUAUGAUGAAGAGAAAAAGCUUGCCCAGCAUCAGGCACAAACAAAAUCCCAGAUGGCUAAGUAUGAGGAUGAGUUGGCAAGGAAGAGGAUGCAGGCAGAAAAUGAGCAACAUAGAGUAAGGAACCAAGAGCUUGUAAAAAUGCAAGAAGACUCGUCAAUCAGACUGGAGCAAGCUCGACGCGCAACAGAAGAACAGAUUCAAGCACAACGAAGGCAAACUGAAAAGGAGAAAGCUGAGAUUGAACGUGAAACAAUCAGAAUAAGUGAAAUGGCAGGAGCAGAAGCGAGAGCACAUGAAGCAAAGCUAUCUGAAGAGGUUAACAGACGAAUACUAAUUGAGCGCGGUGAUGCAGAGCGAGAAAAAUGGAUUUCUAUCAUAAAUACCACCUUUGACCAUGUUGGAGAGGGCUUUAGAACCAUUCUAACAGAUCGAAAUAAGUUGGUUGUAGCAGUUGGUGGCGUGACUGCUCUGGCAGCAGGGGUCUACACAACAAGGGAAGGUGCACGGGUUAUUUGGGGGUAUGUUGAUAGAAUAUUGGGACAACCAUCAUUGAUACGAGAGUCCUCCAGAGGGAAAUAUCCCUGGUCUGGCGCGUUUUCUCGAGCCAAGAGCACCCUUUCUCGAAGGGCUGAUCCAGAUUCUGCUUCGAAAAAUGGAAAAGGUUUUGGUGAUGUAAUUUUGCAUCCUUCUCUUAAUAAAAGAAUUGAGCAACUGGCAUAUGCAACUGCAAACACAAAAGCACACCAGGCACCGUUCAGAAACAUGCUUUUUUAUGGCCCUCCAGGAACAGGAAAGACAAUGGCUGCCAGAGAGUUGGCUCAUAAAUCGGGAUUGGACUAUGCAUUGAUGACUGGGGGAGAUGUUGCUCCACUGGGAUCCCAGGCUGUAACAAAGAUACACCAGUUGUUUGAUUGGGCCAAGAAGUCAAAUAGAGGUUUACUGCUUUUCAUUGAUGAAGCUGAUGCAUUUCUAUGCGAGCGGAACAAGACGUAUAUGAGUGAAGCACAGAGAAGUGCACUAAAUGCUCUUCUCUUUCGUACCGGUGACCAGUCUAAAGACAUAGUCCUUGCCCUUGCAACAAAUCGUCCCGGUGACCUUGAUUCAGCUGUGGCAGACCGUAUUGACGAGGUCCUAGAAUUUCCCUUGCCCGGGGAAGAAGAGCGUUUUAAACUUCUCAAGCUCUACCUAGACAAGUACAUAGCUCAAGCUGGAUCAAGAAAAUCUGGUUUACUAUCUUUCAAAGCAAACCCACAAAAGAUUGAGAUUAAAGGAUUGACCGAUGAUAUCAUAAAGGAAGCCGCAGCUAAAACCGACGGAUUUUCCGGAAGAGAAAUAGCCAAACUGAUGGCAAGUGUCCAAGCUGCCGUAUAUGGAAGCGAUAACUGUGUUCUUGACUCAAGCUUGUUCCGCGAAGUGGUAGAUUACAAAGUUGCUGAACACCAACAGAGAAUAAAGUUGGCAGGUUCUGAUAAAAACUAGUUAGUGCAUGAAUGAGGAUAUAUGUUCAUAGAGAGGUUCUAUCAGCAAUCUUCUAAUGUGUAGGGCUGGUCUAUUCUGAGCAUGCUUUUUAUUCACCGUUUGUCCCUAAUUGAUGGGAAGAUUUUGGAAUCAAAUUAUAGUGAAAUCUUAUUUUAGGCUGAUAAUCACUAUUCAAUAUUGAUUUGUGACUAUAUGUAACAAAUGAUUCAGGUUUUGCUAGCUAUCAAGUUUAACAUUCUUUUUC